Messenger RNA from Nylanderia fulva, 2981 nucleotides. Lineage: Eukaryota; Metazoa; Arthropoda; Insecta; Hymenoptera; Formicidae. The record is from RefSeq and is a predicted model, not a curated record.
CUAUAUUCGCGGCCUAAGUUCGACUCUCUGCUCUCGGUAUUCGUAUACCAGCGCUUUCCCCUACUCGAUAUCCUUGUUUUCGUAUUCCUUCGUCCUUUCCCUAUCUUAUAUAUAUAUAUUUUCGACUCCCAAAUAACGGAAUUAUAACGCACUUAUAUUUUUAGUAGCCUACACGUGUGUUACAUAGUUAUAUUACAUUCUCUCGUUAUGGUCGUCAAAGAUUUGUUAACGAUAGCUUUAUUGCUUAUCGCAGGCCAGAGUGUUUUUCUUCAAGCUAAUGAAGUAGUGAAUAAUACAGUAGUGGAAGAAUACAUAGAAAAUAUAUAUCGGCUACCAAACCAUGUCACGCCUAUUCAUUACAAUAUAAAAUUAAUACCAUAUAUCGUGGAAGGUAACUUUACUUUCGAAGGCGAAGAGAACAUCAAGAUUAAGGUAUGGGAACCGACACACAUGAUCGCAUUCCACACCGUACAACUGACAAUAAAUGAAACCUUGACAACAUUGACUCGAGACAUGAAAGAGAACGAUGUAAAUGAUGAACCGAAUUAUGUGCAAAAACAGCAUAAAUAUAAUCGUGCCACGCAAAUUUUGAUCAUACGAUUCGAGAAGCGAUUGGAUCCUGGGAUUUACCAGCUAUAUCUCAAAUUCACGGGUGUGAUUAGUGAUGUUAAUCAUGGAUUCUAUCGAAGCUUCUAUACUGAUAAUGAAGGUCAUAAAGUAUGGUUGGCAGCAACGCAUUUCCAACCUGUUUCCGCACGAAAGGCGUUUCCAUGCUGGGACGAGCCUGCUAUAAAAGCGACCUUCCAAUUUUCCAUAAAACAUUAUCCUAAUUACACAGCGUUGUCGAACAUGCCGUCCAUAUGGUCAGAUAUCGAUUCGGCCGAUGGAAAAUUGUGGACAUUCUUCAUGACAACACCUAUCAUGUCCACCAAUUUAUUGGGAUUUGUGAUCGCCGAUUAUGAGUACAUCAUGAAUUCAAAUGGUGGCAUGAAAAUAUGGGGUCCGAGGCAUCUCCUUCCUUACGCCACAUAUCCUCUUGAUAUCGCUGAGAAAGCAACGCGCGAACUCGAAAGAUUCACCAAUAGCACCGUUCACGUGCUGAAAAUGGAUCACGUUUCCAUUCCUGAUUAUUCAAGCGCUGCCACUGAAAACUGGGGCAUGAUCGUCUACAUGCAAGACGUACUGCUUAAUCGUGAAAAUUCACGUUCGAUAAUUAACACCAUGACAAUUACAAACAAAUUGGCGCAACAAUGGUUUGGAAAUCUAGUCAGCCCGGCUUGGUGGGAUUAUCUUUGGUUGAGCAAAGGCAUAUCGACCUAUUUGAAGUUCUACAUUACGGACAAGUUUAUUAAAGAAUGGCGAUUGAUGGACUUGUUGGUGGUGGAAUAUGAGCAAGCAAAAUUGUUUGAGGAUUUGUUCACUUCCCAACCGAUCAACGUAAACAUUACAAAUCACUUGGAUAUCUCCAAAGCAUAUUCUGACAACACGUAUACAAAAUCUGCUGUUCUAUUGCGAAUGGUAUCGCAUUUCUUGAGAGAAGACGUGUUUCGAAACGGUUUAAUAAAAUAUCUUCAAGCACACGAAUACAGUAGUGCUACACCAGACGAUUUAUGGAAAGCAUUGCAAGAUGCUCUCGACGAAUCAGACGUACUGCACGAUAAUUUAAAAAUAAAAGAAGUGAUGGACACGUGGAUCAAACAGGCAGCGUAUCCUGUCGUGACAGUCGUUCGAAAUUAUGAUACAGGUGAGAUUAACGUGACGCAAAAACGAGUUAUUCAAUUUUCAUCUCUUAAUGACAUUGAAACAACCGGCGCAUGGUGGAUUCCAUUGAAUUAUAUUACCCAAAGUAAUCCGAAUUCUUCGUCAACUCUGGCUACACAUUGGUUAAAACCUCAGAACGAGAGUUUAACGAUCGAAGGAGUCAACAUUAAUGACUGGAUUAUUGUGAAUAAGCAGUUGACAGGCUAUUAUCGCGUAAAUUAUGAUAUAAUCAAUUGGAAACGAAUCAUUGCUUUUCUUAAUUCCGACGAUUACGACAAAAUCCCAAUUUUGAAUCGUGCGCAAAUUAUUGACGACGUUUAUUACUUGAUAACAACUAAACAGCUUGAUUUUAUUAUUUUUCUCGAAGUUAUAAAUUAUUUGUCGCGCGAAAUCGAUCCCAUCCCAUGGUAUCCAGUAUUCCGAAUCAUUUACAGAUUAACUUCAUAUUUGCAGUUGCCCCGUGCAUUUGCGAUCUUUAAACCAUAUUUCUUCAACUUGACGCAUAAGCUAUUUGAACAUAUCGGUUUUGACGAGGAUUCUGAUGAUGAUCCUGCGACUAUAAAAAUUAGGGCAGAUUUCAUGAAUAUUGCUUGUAUAUACAACAUAUAUCCAGACAUGUUUGACAAAUGUCGAGCAAAAGCUACCGCUAAAUUACUUGCAUAUAUGGAAAAUCCAAUCGAAAACAUAAAUAUAUCUGACCAACGAUUUAUUUGCUUUGGCCUGAUGCAAGCAAAUGAAUCUAUUUGGAAUGAAUUUCUGCAGAAAGUAAAGGUACCGAAACAUUGCAUAUUUAUUGGUUGUUCGGAGAAUUUAGACAUCGUCGAAAGCCAUAUAAACAAUUGUGAAAGAUAUUAUAUUUAUAUUAAUAUCUUUUCAAAUAAGUUCCAAACUAUGUCAAUUACAGAUGCAACUAUUGAUUUCUUUAUGAAGAACCUCGACCAUAUUAUUGCAAACGGAACUGUUAGAUUUGUCCUUCGCUUUAUUAUUAUGAGUAUCGGGGAAGAUCAAAUUGAAAAGAUGAAAGCUUUUGCCGAACAACGUGAUCUUGACAUAAGUAUGUAUGUAGUUGAGAGAACAAAAGUCUUAUCCAAAAUAAAUUUUUACUUGGCCAAAAUUCAUAAUGCUCUCGAAAAUAACCAAUUCUCUAUUGCAAUGCACAUUACACUAAAUAAUGCUACAUCAUUAAAAAGGAAUGAACUUUAAUAAAUAAAUGUGCAAAU